AUGAAGGCGUCUAUGUUCCUCGUCGGCGCUAGCGCCAUCUUGGCCUCGGCCAGCCCAAUCCGAAAUGCUCUCCAGGAGCGUGCCAUGAAGACCGAGUGGGUCUACGAGGUUGUCACCGUCGUUGUUACAGCCGAUCAGGAGAAGGCUAAGCCUACUGGCGUUGUCUUUAUGGAGUCUCCCGAAUAUGUUGCUCCUAAGCCUACCCAGGAGGCUGAGAAGCCCAAGAAGGAAGAGAAGCCCAAGCCCAAGAAGGAGGAGAAGCCUGCCAGCACCCCACCUCCCGUCACCAAGGAGACCGAGAAGGUCACUGUUGUCACAGUUGUGGCCCAGUCUGAGUACAAGGAGGAGCAGGUUUACAAGCAACCCGAACCCGUUGUCGAGAAGCCUAAGCCCGUCGUCGAGGAGCCCAAGACCACUGUCAAGAAGGUUGUCUCCAAGGCUGUUGAGACUACCAAGGCCGCUGAGCCCACCAAGGCUGCUGAGCCCAAGGUCGUUGAGGGUAGCACCCCUGACCUGUCCCUCGAUGGCUCCUACGAGAACAUUAUGCUUGCCUACCACAACAUUCACCGUGCCAACCACUCCGUUUCUGCUCUUGAGUGGGAUGACGAGCUCGCUGGUUACGCCGAGAACACUGCCAACGGAUGUGUUUUCGAGCACGAUAUGGACCAAGGCAAUGGCGGCUACGGCCAGAACCUCGCUUCCUGGGGCGCUACCUCCGACAUUGACGGUCUCAAGAACAAGGCUGCUGCUGGUGGUAUUACCAACCAGUGGUACGACAGCGAGAUGUCUAACUGGGCUUUCUACGGCCAGGACAACCCUCCUGAGGACAUGAACAUUGACCUCUACGGCCACUUCACCCAGGUCGUCUGGAAGGACUCCACCAAGGUCGGCUGCGCUACUGUCAAGUGCGCUGCCGGAACUGUCCUCAGCUUCCCUUCUUGGUACACCGUCUGCAACUACAACCCUCAGGGUAACUUCGGUGGCCGCUACGGUAACAACGUGCUCAAGCCCGAAGGAGCCAAGCGCGUUACUGUCUAA
Messenger RNA from Fusarium sp. VM40, 1038 nucleotides. NCBI's taxonomy places the organism in Eukaryota, Fungi, Ascomycota, Sordariomycetes, Hypocreales, Nectriaceae. The record is from the annotation of a GenBank genome assembly.